This is a messenger RNA of Pseudophryne corroboree (corroboree frog), 4489 nucleotides long. It is a transcript of the gene WDR24, whose product is annotated as WD repeat domain 24. Lineage: Eukaryota; Metazoa; Chordata; Amphibia; Anura; Myobatrachidae. Gene Ontology annotation, cellular component: cytosol; GATOR2 complex; vacuolar membrane. The record is from RefSeq and is a predicted model, not a curated record. Gene Ontology annotation, molecular function: protein binding. The transcript has 10 exons. Bases 270 to 2630 code for a protein of 786 amino acids. Gene Ontology annotation, biological process: cellular response to amino acid starvation; positive regulation of macroautophagy; positive regulation of TORC1 signaling.
CGUGAUGUGCUUAGGAUGCACAGGGCGCUGCCUCUCCCCCCGUGUUUCCCGCUGCCAUGCUGCACCCUCCUGCAACUCUGACUAUGCGCGUGUGUGUGCGGCGCGCGCCUACGCCACCUGCAGCUUGCAUGGGUUUCUGCACUUGCUGGUUGCGUGCGCUGUAGGAAACGCAGGAGGCAGCAUGUUUCUCCCCAACGUUGGUUUGUAGAACCGCUCUUGUGGAGGCCCUCAGCGGAGUUUGGAAGGGGGCCAGUGGCCGUGGUCUCGCCAUGGAGAAAAUGGCCAGAGUCACCACGGCCCUGGGCGGCAGCACCCUGACAGGCCGCACCAUGUUCUGUCACCUUGAUGCCCCUGCCAACGCCAUAAGCGUCUGCCGCGACGCGGCCCAGGUAGUGGUGGCCGGACGCAACAUCUUCAAAAUUUACUCCAUGGAGGAAGACCACUUUGCGGAAAAGUUAAACCUGAGGGUGGGCCGAAAGCCUUCCCUCAACUUCAGCUGUGCCGACGUGGUGUGGCACCAAAUGGAUGAGAACCUUCUGGCCACAGCGGCCACCAAUGGCGUGGUGGUGACGUGGAACCUGGGCAAACCGUCCAGGAACAAACAGGACCAGCUCUUUACUGAGCACAAAAGGACGGUGAACAAAGUGUGCUUCCACCCCACAGAGGUCUACAUGCUACUCAGCGGCUCUCAGGACGGCUACAUGAAGUGCUUUGACCUGCGGAAAAAGGACUCUGUCAGCACCUUCUCAGGACAGUCGGAGAGCGUGAGGGACGUGCAGUUCAGCAUCCGUGACUACUUCACCUUUGCGGCCACCUUCGAGAAUGGGAACGUACAACUGUGGGACAUCCGCAGGCCGGACCGCUUCGAGCGCAUGUUUACCGCCCACAAUGGUCCCGUCUUCUGCUGUGACUGGCACCCCGAAGACCGGGGGUGGCUAGCGACUGGGGGCCGUGACAAGAUGGUAAAAGUGUGGGACAUGAACACCAACCGAGCCAAAGAGAUAUACUGCGUACAGACCAUCGCCUCCGUGGCCCGUGUCAAGUGGCGUCCUGAGAGGAAGUACCACAUAGGCACGUGCUCCAUGAUGGUGGACCAUAACAUCUAUGUGUGGGACGUACGGCGGCCGUUCAUCCCGUUUGCUACUUUUGAGGAACACAAAGAUGUGACAACGGGCAUCAUUUGGCGCCACUCCCAUGACCCUUACUUCUUGCUCUCGGGCUCUAAGGACAGCACUCUCUACCAACACAUCUUCAGGGACGCCAGGAGGCCGAUAGACCGUGCAAAUCCGGAAGGCCUCUGCUACGGCUUGUUUGGUGACCUUGCCUUUGCAGCCAAGGAAAGCCUCAUUUCUUCCUCCUCUUCCUCACAUGACUCCAACAGGAAGCCCUAUGACCGGCGGCAUCCAAUCUUCUUCCUGAGGAAGCCAGACCCCAUGGAACAGUUCGAGAACAUCUCUAGUGGUCUGAGCGUGUUUGAGAUGGGGGGAGGGGACAUGGGCUGGUUUGUAGCCAUGGCGGAGAGAUACGCGCUGGCGGGGCGAUCUGUGCCAGAGCUGUGCGACCAUAACGCCAAGGUGGCUCGGGAACUCAACAGGUGGCAGGUGGCUCAGACGUGGACAAUGCUGAGAAUCAUUUACUGCAGCCCGGGUACUGUGGCACCUACAAACCUCAACCACAGCCUGGGCAAAAGUGGCAGCACGCUGCCCCUUCUCAACAGCUUCAACCUGAAGGAGAUGCCUCCGGGGAUGGGCAGCGAGGCGCGGCUGGAGCAUAGCAAGGGUGACAGCCGGGCAGACAGCAUCCUCAUGGACUCCACAACCAUAAACAAUGACGAUAAUGAAGAGACUGAGGGCAGCGACGUUCCUGCAGACUACCUUCUGGGAGAUGUGGAGGGUGACGAGGAUGAGCUGUAUAUGGGCGACCAUGAACACCCACACCCCGAGGAGCAGGAGUACGUCCUGCCGCAGGAGGCCUUCCCCCUGCGCCACGAGAUCGCCGACAACCCCGCCGCUCUGGACCACCUGCAGGACAAGGCCGACUCCCCCCACGUGAGUGGCAACGAGGCCGAGACGGUGUCCCUGACCCCGGUGGAGUCGUUCUCGCUCAUCUCCAUCUCCCACGCCCUGUACGAAAACCGCCUCCCUAGCGACUUCUUCAACCCCACCGUGCGGGACAUGCUGUGCUUCUACGCCGAGCAGGGGGACGUGCAGAUGGCGGCCUCGGUGCUCAUCGUGCUGGGAGACCGGAUCCGCAAGGAAAUAGACGAGCAGACCCAGGAGCACUGGUUCACCUCCUACAUAGACCUCCUCCAGCGCUUCAAGCUGUGGAAUGUCUCCAACCAGGUGAUCAAGUUGAGCACGUGUAGCGCCAUCAGCUGCCUGAACCAGGCUUCCACCACCCUCCACAUCAACUGCAGCAACUGCAAAAGACCCAUGAGCAACAAGGGCUGGAUCUGUGACCGGUGCCGGCAGUGUGCCAGUAUGUGUGCAGUCUGCCACCACGUGGUGAAGGGCUUGUUUGUCUGGUGCCAGGGCUGUGGGCACGGCGGACACCUGCAGCACCUCAUGAACUGGAUGCAGACGAACUCCCACUGUCCAGCCGGCUGCGGGCACCCCUGUGAAUACAGCUGAGUGGUAUGGAUACAUGAACAGUGCCCUCCAAUGUGUACUUACCUCCACCUGACCGGGACAAGACAGGUACACCCUCUCCCCUUCUUAUAACAAGAGACUGUAUUAGUCGUGUCCACAUGUGCCCGUACCUGGUCUGAUCUGAAGAAGUGCAUUGUAGAAGGUGCCAAUGUGUCGCCGCCCUGCUGGUGGGAGACCUGUGCGUUGUCAGGGCAUCCUGCAGAACGCUCUUCCAGUCGGAGUGAUGCUUUGUGACAGGUGUGGAUAAUUGGGUUGACGCUGUCUAGGUCGACAGUCACUAGGUCGGCCGCCGAAGGUCGACAGUAAGUAGGUCAACACUGACUGAAGGUCGACACAUGACUAGGUCAACAAGUAUGGAAGGUCAACUCGGGUAAGGUCGACACACAACAGGUCAACACAGUUUUUUUUUUUAUUCGGGGGUGGGGGGUGUUUCUUAACCCAAAUUUCUAUCUGGCACCACCGACGGUUGAAACGCAUCCUCUCUCGGGGUACGCUUCGGGCACGGAGGCUCGCUGCGCUCGCCACAAGGUUUCUAACCAACUCUAUGCCCACUUGAAUAGAGGCGGUAUGAAAAGGUCCUAAAACCCCCCUCCCCAAAAUGUGUCGACCUAAUGACCGUGUCCACCUUCCAUACCUGUCGACCUUCAGUCAGUGUCGACCUUCAGUGGUCGACCUAAUGACUGUUGACCUAGAGAGGGUCGACCUAAAGUCUGGGAAAAGCCCAAUUGCUUCCCCCCUGCCUGUAUAAAUGUCAAAAUAAAAGCCUACCAGUGUCUAGACUGGCGGUAGGCAAACUGAGGCUCCCUAGUUGUUAAGAACUACAAGGCCCAGCAUGCACUGUUUACAAAACUGGCAUAUGGUUCCACAAUAGCUGGACGGCCGCCGGUCACCUGCCUCUGGUUGAGAUAGCGACUGUUGUCGGGGAGACGCUUAGAUAGCGAUUGUGUGCCGGCUGCCGAAUCUGUUUCCGCGUUGUUGUUUUUUUGUUUUUUUAUACAUUUUAAAUUCACUCCCUAUUUUCCAAGCCCGGCAGAAUAAUGCGUUCUUCCCGCAUUUAUCCGAUAUCCGUAUUCUACAGUCAUAUAAUAUAAAAUGUAGCGCCCCAGUUCUGCUAAUGCGGGGGUCUGGGGAUUGCGAGUGUCUGUACCACUUGGCGGCUUGUAUAAUAACCUUGGUACUGAGAAUGAUGAAGUCCUGUAACCGGUAGAAGCCAGAUAUCGGCUUGUGGUUGCUAUGGGUUACAGCAAAUGCGUACUGCUUGCACUAUUAUCCAAUAAGCCAUUUCGGCCUCAUGUAGGGGAAAAUCCAGAAAGGAAGUGCACUUUGGCAAAACUGAAUUGUGCUGCAGGACGAAAAAGGGGGAGGGGGGGGUCACAGAUGUGCGGACAUUUGUGUUCUACUUCCCCUGCAUGCAAACAUAAGUUGCCUUUUGCCCCAUGGUUUGUCCGGGUGCAAAAAUUGUUCCCUUUAACUGGAUUUACCCCGAACGUUUGCCCAUUUGUGCGUUAGUCUGAGGAGAUUGCGGGGCCUUUUGAUGUUGGGGUUCCCGGAUAAAUUAUAUUUUGUCACCUUUUUAUUUUAUUGAAAUGCAGUGAGACACCCAGGACCUGGGUUUCUACAUUUCUCCCAUAUUACCUCACGGUAACCCAGCUCCUGCAGUUCUCCCCUGGCCCUGAAGGCUUUAUUAUAACAAAUGUGUGUAUUUAUUAAAGUCUGCGGCCAUUUUGUAACAAUCUCCUCAGGUAGAGUGUUGGUCUGUUCUCCGGCCUGUAAGAUAAAUUGUAUUUACAAUGUUUGUACAUAAUUGUAUAUGAAUAAACCUACGGCAUUACGUUGUCUUA